AUGGAUGUAGAUGCCAACUCUUUCGAUUUGCCGGGCUUCACACCUCCCGUGCCUGUCAGGUUAACCAAGGACAUCACCAAAGAACAGCUUUUGGGAUUUCCCGCCUUCAAAACAUGGGCCAAGACCAUCAAGUCCUCUCUCGCCCUUCAAUACACAGAAGCGGAACAUCCGUUCAAGAACGACCCUUACACCUUGUGGUCGGUGACUGUGCAGUCAGUUGACUACUUUGGUGGGACAAGGAUUGGUUUCGUAAAGAUGUCCGCCGACGUCAGAAACAAAGAAGGGUAUCUACCAGGAAUUGCAUUCCUGCGUGGUGGAAGCGUUGGCAUGCUUAUGAUUCUUCGACCAAGUGACUACAAAAAUGAGAGAUGGGUCGUUAUGACAGAGCAAGCCCGAAUCCCAGCUGGUAGCCUGAGAUUCAUGGAAAUUCCAGCUGGAAUGAUGGACAAGCACGGAACCUUUGCGGGCGCUGCAGCCAUCGAGAUCAAAGAGGAGACAGGAAUUGAAGUCAAGGAAGACGAUCUGGUGAAUCUGACUGAGCUGGCACUAGCAGAAGCAGGAGUCUCGGAGCCCUUGCAGCAGGCUAUGUAUCCUAGCCCAGGAGGAUCGGAUGAAUAUAUUGCGAUCUUUCUUUGGGAGAAGGUGCUGGAUCGACAGGAGAUAGAGGACUUGCGGGAUAAACUCACGGGACUAAGGUCGAGAGGGGAGAGAAUCACGAUAAGAUUGCUCGACUAUGAAGAGCUAUGGAAAGUGGGAGCGAGGGACGCUAAGACGUUGGCUGCUUGGUCCCUUUAUGAAGCUCUAAGGAGGGCAAGACAUAAUAAACUACCGAAUGAGCGUAUAUAUUAA
This is a messenger RNA of Venustampulla echinocandica, 849 nucleotides long. RefSeq lists its product as uncharacterized. Gene Ontology annotation, biological process: ribose phosphate metabolic process; nucleoside phosphate metabolic process. Gene Ontology annotation, molecular function: ADP-ribose pyrophosphatase activity; ADP-glucose pyrophosphatase activity. Lineage: Eukaryota; Fungi; Ascomycota; Leotiomycetes; Helotiales; Pleuroascaceae. Bases 1 to 849 code for a protein of 282 amino acids. The transcript is spliced from 3 exons. The record is from RefSeq and is a predicted model, not a curated record.